This is a messenger RNA of Paramormyrops kingsleyae, 3567 nucleotides long. Its product is annotated as protein FAM3C-like. Lineage: Eukaryota; Metazoa; Chordata; Actinopteri; Osteoglossiformes; Mormyridae. The record is from RefSeq and is a predicted model, not a curated record.
UAACAGCCGUGGCUGACUUUUCAUUCUUAUUCGUAAUACACUCCACUACAUACUUUUCUUGCCUUCGUGUUUUGCACGAGUUAACAGACUGUGUGUUUUUAUUUGUGAGGUUAAUAUGCUUUUAAUCAUAUUCUUGAAGAUGACAAAUUAAGGAUAAAUGCCUGUUUGCUAGCUAACACUACAGUGUUACAUGUUUGGCAUAUAAAUGUAAAAUAUAAAGUCGUUAUAGGUAGCUAAACGUGGUCUCCUUAUUGUAUCUUGCUAGCUAUUUGUAGAGGUUCUUCUCGUUUAUUCAGUUCAAAAGUUUCGCUGAUGUGGCUGCUUCUUCCACCGUACUCGCCCACACCUAAAAUGUCAGCAGAUUCAAACGACAAAUACGCACACUUAAUUUUACCAACUCAUUAAUGAAGACUAAAAUAUCUAUUACAAAUAAAGGUGAACAUGAUAUAAUAGGCCUACCAUAAAAUUCAUCGGGGCAUUUUAUCAAGAUGGGUCCCUGUUUAACGUCCAGCUGGCCUAUUGCUGAGAAGCAAUGAGAACCGGGGGGGUCCUGAAACUGGCACUACUUUUUUCUAUUGUGUCAUUUCUGGUAUUCUUCACCAUUCAGCUUCUGGAUAUAAACAUAGAUUUUAACCUUGGAAAGAUUUUUGGGCAAUGCUGGUAUUCAUUCUGGAGGGAUGGAAAUGUCAAAACUUGUUUCUGCACUGUGUCAAGCUUUCGAGGAGGGGGGGCAGGUAUAUUCAGAGUGAGAUUGGAUUCUUCUGAGAAUGAAUCUUCUAAAGCUCCUAGGUACAAGUGUGGAGUGUCCAAACCUUGUCCAGAGGGACACUUUUCCUUUAAGAUGGCCAGUGGGGCUGCUAGUGUGGUUGGACCCAAAAUUUGUUUUGAGGACAACAUAUUGAUGAGUGGAGUGAAGAACAACGUAGGAAGAGGGAUAAACAUUGCACUUCUGAAUGGAAGGUCUGGGGAGCUUAUCAAGACAGGCAUAUUUGAUAUGUGGGGCGGAGAUGUCAACAACCUAAUAACUUUUCUGAAGACCAUCACAGAUGGCACCGUGGUGAUGAUAGCCAGUUUUGAUGAUGCGGCCACAAAACUCAGCGAUGAUGCAAAGAAGCUUAUUUUUGAACUGGGUAGUACCAGCAUUAACUCGUUGGGGUUCAGAGAUAACUGGAUAUUUGUUGGAGGAAAGGGGAUCAAAACCAAGAGUCCCUUUGAACAGCACAUAAAAAAUAAUGCAGAGACUAAUAAAUAUGAAGGCUGGCCAGAAGUCCUGGAAAUGGAAGGAUGUAUUCCUGCUAGACCAGAGUGACUACGUUUGCUCCAGGCACCUCUUAACAUAUUACUUCACCAUACUCCCCCUAUGACUUAAAAAGCAAAGGCUGAUGUGUUUUGGUCAAACCCAUAUUAGGGUCUCUGCUACAAAUAAAUUUGUUGUACAAACAAAUCUUGAAAUCAGGAGUGUCUUAAUUCUUAUAUGCAGCCAGAUUGCCGUCAAAUGAUGUUGAUUGUAUAAAGACUUUAAAAUGGAAGUAAUUUUAUAACUACUACUAUAUUGCUCUGAAUUAUAAGCUGUUAGUUUGUACCAUAGGUUUGUUUUUUUAUCGUUUUUAUUAUUUUAUUUAGUAUUUUAUUAUUUUAUUAUUAGGAUAAAGUUCUGCUGGAUCUCUUAUUCUUGUAAUGAUUCUGUAAUUUGUGUGUGUUUAUGCCUGCCUGCAUGUGUGUGUCACAAGAAAAUGUAAUUUAUCAUAUGUACAGAUGACCGAAAGGACAGUGAAAAUUUAUCAAAGCUCUUGGGUGUUCAGCUAAUCAAACAACCUUCUUCCUGAUUCAUAUUUACUGUGCAGUGAUGCUGAGAAUUCAGGAAUUUUAUUAAUAUACUACAAAGCUGUGCUUUUGAAAGCAAUGAAAUUGAAAAGGAAAAAAUAACUUUUGGCAAGCUACUUUCAAUUUUUUUCAUGUGUUUGAUAAAAUAUAAGCUAGAUUAUCUAAAAGUACCCAUGUCUAAAAAGCUAACAUAACAUCACAUAUCAUCUUUAACAUCAAUGCUGUGAAAAAUGUUAUCGCACUACAUUUAUCAGAUUUAUUUUACAAGUCAGUGCUUGUGUAAUGGAAAACCACUUUGAUCACCAUUGCCAGGGUCAGCUGCAACUCAUUCAAACUAGCCAUUCCACUUCAUGUGCCCAUUUUAGAACAUUUUGUAGUUGGUUAUCCUUUGAUUAUCUUUAAUUAAUUAGCAGCUAAUAAUGUUAAACUUUUAACUAUUAAAGUAAGGUCUGUUUAGCUGGACUUCUUCCUGGUGGACAAAAGGGUUGCCUCUACAGUACUGUGAGUUGGCUCCUCCAAAUAGCUGUUCAGAGUACCCAGCCCAUAUAAAGGAAAUGGGGUGAACUGCACGAAUAUGUUCUUUAUUUAGAAUCUAUAGUCCUAACAGAAGAUUUCAGGGGAAACAAUGGAGAUGGGGGUACAUGACUAAACCUGAGUGGUGAACUUAUUGUGCAAAUUAUGGAUUGUCCAUAACAAACAUAUUUAAAUGCAAGGUUCCGCAUAAAUGCACAUGCUGCCAGAGCACCUUAGGCCAAAGGUGAAUGAUCAGCUUCAUAGAUGGGUCAUAUGACUUAAGGCUGUGUUUUGGACACUCAGGUGAUGAGAAGCACAGAGCUAUUAUUUGGUGGCCACUUGGUGGUGAGUUGAAUUCAGUUCAUAGGGUGGAAGUAGAUGGUCUGGGUUUGCUAUGAAUGAUAUGAGUUAAACUCUCCACAUGCCAAGCUAGAACUGCAGUGAAGACAGUUCAGGAGGUAAAAUGUUGACAAAAGAUGGGGGCAGUCAAUAGUAUUUUGAUCCAUACAAGCUGUCAAGGACCCAACUUAGGUAAGGAAUAUACUCUUACAUUUAUUUUCUUUAAAUAAGCAAAUUUACAAGCCCAAAUGCACACUACUGUCAGCAGUUUCAAUUAAAUAGGUUCUUAAGAGUCUAUCAUAUAUCUAUCUCUGUCUGAAUAGUUAAUUCCCUCCACCUUCCGUCCAAACUCACACUAAAAUGUCACUCAUAAUGCAGUUUUGAAAAUGUGCCAACUUAACAGGUUGUAUAAAAUCUGUUUGGCAUUGUUUUAAAUUGGCAGCAUGGUCAUACCUGCAGCACUUGACCAGAAAAACAGGACAUGCCGUGCCAGAUCCAGACGGCUAAUUAAUUCAUCAUGUAAGAAAAGGAGGCUACACCCCCCCAAAUGUUUUUGGCUACAAGGAAAACGUAGGACAUCUAGACCCUCCUCAAUUAAAGACCUACCUGUUUACCAACCGCAUGGACUUACGACCAGUUCUCCAACCAGUCGGUAUUGUAUACUGCACGAGAACUGGUCAUGGAAACGGCAGCGCAGCAUUUCUAUCCUAUUGGAGGAUACGUUUUCCUUGUAGCCAAAAUCAUUUGGGGGGUGUCUCGGCAAGUUAAGCAUUGUCUUCUAAAACGUCCAACGUGUGGGAACAGAUUUCCAAAAGAUUGUUCCAUCAGACGAAAUUCCGCAUUCUAACAACUCAUGUCACGUGAUCAAUAUAAUAAAGCCUAUAAUAAUCA